UAUCUGUGGUUGGAUCAUCGAGAUCUCGAGGUUAUUUGGUCGCAAUGCAGAAGCGAAUAGCCUUGUCGUUCCCAGAAGAGGUACUAGAGCAUGUAUUCUCGUUUAUUCAGCUGGAUAAGGAUAGGAACUCAGUCUCUCUGGUGUGCAAGUCAUGGUACGAGAUCGAGCGGUGGUGCAGGAGGAAAGUCUUCAUCGGGAACUGUUACGCCGUGAGUCCAGCCACGGUGAUUAGGAGGUUCCCGAAAGUGAGAUCCGUGGAGCUUAAGGGGAAACCUCACUUUGCUGACUUUAAUUUGGUACCUGACGGAUGGGGAGGUUACGUGUAUCCAUGGAUUGAGGCCAUGUCUUCGUCUUACACGUGGCUUGAAGAGAUAAGGCUGAAGAGGAUGGUGGUGACCGACGAUUGCUUGGAGCUCAUAGCCAAGUCCUUUAAGAAUUUCAAGGUUCUUGUGCUUUCUUCCUGCGAAGGCUUCUCCACCGAUGGUCUCGCUGCUAUCGCUGCCACUUGCAGGAAUCUGAAAGAGCUUGAUUUACGAGAGAGUGAAGUUGACGAUGUUAGUGGCCAUUGGCUUAGCCAUUUCCCAGAUACUUACACAUCUUUGGUAUCACUCAAUAUCUCUUGCUUAGCGUCUGAGGUCAGUUUCUCUGCUCUGGAAAGGCUGGUGACUAGGUGUCCCAAUCUCAAGUCUCUCAAGCUUAACCGUGCUGUUCCUCUUGAAAAAUUGGCUACUUUACUUCAAAGAGCUCCUCAGUUGGAGGAAUUGGGCACUGGUGGGUACACUGCAGAAGUGCGACCAGAUGUUUACUCUGGUUUAUCUGUAGCGCUCUCUGGAUGCAAGGAUUUGAAGUGCUUAUCUGGAUUUUGGGAUGCUGUUCCUGCCUAUCUUCCAGCAGUUUAUUCAGUUUGCAGUCGGCUUACAACUUUGAAUCUGAGUUAUGCAACAGUCCAGAGCUAUGAUCUUGUCAAGCUACUUAGUCAAUGCCCAAAACUGCAGCGCCUCUGGGUGCUUGACUACAUUGAGGAUGCUGGUCUUGAGGUGCUUGCUUCAACCUGCAAGGACCUACGCGAGCUGAGGGUGUUUCCGUCUGAGCCUUUUGUCAUGGAACCAAAUGUGGCAUUGACGGAACAGGGGCUUGUCUCCGUCUCCAUGGGCUGUCCAAAACUCGAGUCGGUUCUCUACUUCUGCCGUCAAAUGACCAAUGCUGCAUUGAUAACCAUUGCUAGGAACCGUCCCAACAUGACUCGCUUCCGUUUGUGCAUCAUUGAGCCAAAAGCUCCAGACUAUCUGACUCUAGAGCCACUGGAUGUUGGAUUUGGAGCCAUAGUAGAGCACUGCAAAGAUCUCCGUCGCCUCUCUCUAUCUGGCCUCUUGACCGACAAGGUUUUUGAAUACAUUGGGACAUAUGCCAAGAAGAUGGAAAUGCUCUCAGUGGCAUUUGCAGGAGACAGUGACUUAGGCAUGCAUCAUGUUUUGUCGGGGUGCGAUAGCCUGAGGAAACUAGAGAUAAGGGACUGCCCGUUUGGAGACAAGGCGCUUUUGGCCAAUGCUUCAAAGCUGGAGACAAUGCGAUCCCUUUGGAUGUCUUCUUGUUCCGUGAGUUUUGGAGCCUGCAAGUUAUUAGGACAGAAGAUGCCAAAGCUGAAUGUGGAAGUCAUCGAUGAACGGGGUCCUCCGGACUCGAGACCAGAGAGCUGCCCUGUGGAGAGAGUGUUCAUAUACCGAACAGUGGCUGGUCCUCGGUUUGACAUGCCUGGCUUCGUCUGGAACAUGGACCAAGACUCAACAAUGAGGUUUUCCAGGAAAAUCAUCUCUACUAACGGAUUAUAAGACAAAUAAACGAGGUACAUUUUUCAUUAAUCCUUGUUCAUCAUCCCAUAUAAUCGUGUUCCGGUUUAGGAACAUGAGAGAGCUCUCGGUCGCCAAUAAUUUGAUUCUCGGCUGCUUCAUAUAACCAUCAAGCUCAUGAGCAAUGAAUAAGUGGAGAGAGAGAGAUCUAAGAGAGCUUUGUUCUAUUUAUGUAAGAAUUUUUUUAUUGUUGUAUGUUUGUUUACACUGAGAGAUCCUGGUGGGGUAUUUUUCUUAAGAGGAUAAGAGAUUUUUUAAAAGACAAUGUCAAAAAUGUAACUGUUCUCUUGUUUGGACUCUUUUAUCCUUUUAAUUGUUUUGUAUCUCUCUCUUUGUUGUCUUUGCCAUUUCCUUUGUCCGCUUAAUGAACUGUUUGCAGCCUU
Messenger RNA from Arabidopsis arenosa, 2230 nucleotides. Lineage: Eukaryota; Viridiplantae; Streptophyta; Magnoliopsida; Brassicales; Brassicaceae. The record is from the annotation of a GenBank genome assembly.